UUUUAUAUGAGUCAAAAAAGGGAUCCAAAUAUGAAUAGCGGCGUCAAAUCGGCGGGAAUUGAUUCACCCAAAACCCCAGGCGGAAUAAGUAAAUCUCUACUAACACCAUGUAGGAGAGUGGGAUUAUCAAGAAAGUGGGGUAAAAGAGGACCAUCACCAUUUAUAUCUCCACUUUCUAAUGGAAAAAGUAGCAGUGCAGACGUUAAAGUGGAAAAGGAUAAUAAAAAACGAAAGAGAUGUAACAGUGAAGAUACAGAUUCUAUUCAUGAGAUUGAAACAGAAAUAAAUUCUACACCGAAAUCCACUAUAAGCACUUCCAACAAUACAAAAUAUGACACACCUGUACGAAAUGUUUCACUAUCUAAAAAGAAAUCCAAGACUUUAUUAAUGAAAGAAAUUAAGGAAGCUGAGAACAUUGAUAUUAUCAAAGAUGUGGACCCAAUACUAAAAGAAACUAAAAGUGAGAAUUCCGAAACAAUUUCUAAUAAUUCAACAAUAAAUAAAUCUAGUCCGUUAUCAAAAUUGUCUAGAACAAAUUCAAAAAGUAAAUUAGUUUCUAAAAAAAUAGCAGAAAAUAAUGUUGAAGAGGAAUCUCUUAUAACUGAUAAUGAAAGCAAGGAAAAUGGGGACACUAAAUGUGAAAAGACUGUAAAGAAAAGAAGUCCUAAUAAUUUAACUAAAGAAUGUGUAGUUUUAAUUCAAAAGAAAAUGAUCAAAAGGUUGAAAUUAGAUAAGGUUGAACAAGAAAAUAGUAACGCAAAUAACUCUAUUUCACAAACUCUUUUUGAUUCUGAUUCAGACGACACUCCGCUAUGUGCAUUGAGUAAAAAAGAAAACGUAAAAACCAACACGGACUUAGAUAAUGAUUUUAUUGAUACUAAAGUUGUAAAAUUACAAGACAAGAAAACAUCAACAACAGGUCUGAAAACAAAAAUAAAAAAUAUAGUUAUACCGAAAUUAAAACCAAAGAUUAUAGAAAUAAACACAUCUCAAAACUCAUUUGAAGAUGAUGAUGAUUUUGAAUGCUUUAAUAAAAGAACAAUUUUGGUUAAGAAAUCCUAUGACAAAGUAAUUAAGCCUGUCAAAGCUAAAUCAACUGGGUCAAUAACGCAAAGGGAUAUUGAUGAAUUAAAAGCAAGAAUAGAGAUGAAGAAGAAUUUAUUAGUUGCUAAAACGAUGAGUGAGGAUACGGAAGAAUUACGAAAUUUAAUAAAGAAGUGGCAAAGGGGAUGCCAGGAAGCUCUCUUUGAACUAUUUGAUCUGAUGCGAAAUAAAUUUCCUGAUAAAAAGAAUAUGGAUUACUCUGAAAUAUUGCAGACACUCAAAAUACCGCCAGAUUUAGUUGGUUAUGAUGUAGAAAAUGAUUGUUUUGUUACUCCAGAUGAUAGAAGCUUAAUUUUAUCUAGUAUUAAUACAUAAUGUUAUGUUAAGAAAUAAAUUAUAUUUUUAUGAA
Molecule: messenger RNA, 1453 nt
Organism: Colias croceus (clouded yellow)
Lineage: Eukaryota; Metazoa; Arthropoda; Insecta; Lepidoptera; Pieridae
Exons: 1
Coding region: 7-1419 (470 amino acids)
Source: RefSeq, a predicted model, not a curated record